GCUGUGUCUAUAAUGUAUUGCAAAUACUAAAUAAUACUUUAUUAGAUGUGGAUUAGUCUACCCUAAAUUCGAAAGUGGAGUUGAGUUUCCACAUAACUAUUAGAACCAAAAGAUAUAAAAAGUUUAAGGAAUAAGUGUUUAUUUUUGGACUGGGCAAGUUAAUUAAACAAGCCCACAAUAGGUAACACCAUGCUGCACGAAUGUUGUACUCACUUUUCAAGCCCAAAUAGUAAAGUUCAGAGCCCAAAACAAAGGGGUGAUGAUCAGAACUCAAACCACCACAACUAACCCAUUUAUAUGUUCCAAGAGGAGAGCGUAAAGCAAGAAAGAAGUAUGAUGAUGGCUCGUUAUCUAACUCAGAUUGCAUCGUUAUCACCAUCAUCAUCUUCGUGUCUGACUUGCUCAUCAUCAAAUACGUCUCGUCCUUUCCGAACACCACACUUACAACAACCACCUAAGACGCUGUCGUGUCACCUCUCUUCAUCUCACAACAACAACAACAUUAUCACUUCCAAGCCUCUUCACUUUGCUCUCUCAGCUGCACUUUCACUCGGUUUCUUCUUCGGAGGGAUUGGAGCUGCGGAGGGAGCAAAAGUUGGAGUAAACAAGCCGGAACUGCUUCCUAAAGACUUCACCACCGUCAUUGAUGUUGCCGGCUUCCUCUCCGACGGACAGGAGAAAAGGCUGGCACAAGAGAUUGCUGAUCUUGAAAAUGAAACCGGAUACAAAUUGAGAGUGUUGGCCCAAAAUUACCCCGAUACCCCUGGAUUGGCCAUUAAAGAUUUCUGGCAAGUUGAUGAUAGAACAGUUGUCUUUGUUGCUGAUCCCACCUUUGGAAACAUAUUGAACUUCAAUGUUGGAGCUUCGGUUGAUUUGGACAUUCCUCGCAGUUUUUGGAGCCGCUUGGCGGGGAAGUACGGUAACAUUUUCUAUUGGAAAGAAAAGGGUGAAGAUGCAUCUAUUGAAGCAGCAGUUAUGGCAAUAUCUAAUUGCUUGAGAGAACCCGUUGGGCCUAAUAAUUGCUCUGAGGUCAAAUAAUGAUUUUAUUUUGUGAUCCUUUUAAUUUGGUUGUAUAGACCAUAGUCUAUAGAGUAUGAACUAACAUGUAUAGAGUAUAAAUAUAUGUACUUAGUAUGUACUAAUGUCAUGAUUCAUUGCAUGUUUAUCCUAAUUAACCUUAGUUCUUUUUUAUGUG
This is a messenger RNA of Arachis ipaensis, 1195 nucleotides long. Its product is annotated as thylakoid lumen 15.0 kDa protein. The record is from RefSeq and is a predicted model, not a curated record. NCBI's taxonomy places the organism in Eukaryota, Viridiplantae, Streptophyta, Magnoliopsida, Fabales, Fabaceae.